AUAUUGAACAGGACGUUAAAAACACAGUGACUGAAGAACAGUUUGAUGUCUUUAAGAAGGAUUUCAACCUGCGUCUACAGAUGAUUGAUACAAAUUUACAGAACUUUACUCUAUCAAUUAACAAAACAGUGGAAAAUUUAAUUACAGAACAAAGAAAUGCAUCCACAGAUCCUUCUAGAGUUGAAAUCUAUUAUGAUUGUGAGAAAAUUCUGGAAAAAAAUCCUAACCUUCUUGGGACUGAUGGUGUAUACAUUAUAGUUCCUGACAACAGAACUUCAGUAAAUGUAAAUGAAGUCCGAGUCUACUGUGACAUGACCACAGACGGAGGAGGAUGGACGGUAAUACAAAGACGAUUUGACGGGAAAACAGAUUUUCAUCGCGAAUGGAAUGAUUAUAAGAAAGGAUUCGGAGACCCUGGCAGAGAAUAUUGGCUAGGAAAUGAUCAUAUCCAUACCUUGACCAGCGGAAGAAACCAGGAACUGCGUAUUGACAUGGGGAAAUUCACUGGAUCCAUGGUGUAUGCUCGGUACUCACAUUUCUCUGUUGGGAGUGAAUCAUCUAAAUAUAGACUGUCCAUCAGUGGCUACAGCGGAGAUGCAGGAGACAAGAUGAUAAAAGCUCAUAACCUGAAUGGUACGUCCUUCUCAACAAAGGAUAGAGACAAUGAACAGUUGAGUGGAAAUUGUGCAAUUAUCAAUCACACUGGUGGAUGGUGGUACAAUGACUGUGCAUACUCAGAUCUCAAUGGCGUUUAUCAACCGUCAAAUAAGAAAAAUAUAGCGGGCCUAUUCUGGGGAGAGGGUGGUGAAAACAUGAAGACUACUGAAAUGAUGAUCAGAUCCAAGAAAUGAGAGAAAUAUGUUUUCUAUGAAAUAAAUCCACAUUUCUUGAA
Ostrea edulis (European flat oyster) is the source of this 892-nucleotide messenger RNA. RefSeq names its product ryncolin-2-like. Lineage: Eukaryota; Metazoa; Mollusca; Bivalvia; Ostreida; Ostreidae. The coding region runs from base 81 to 851 and encodes 256 amino acids. The record is from RefSeq and is a predicted model, not a curated record. The transcript is spliced from 5 exons.